Molecule: messenger RNA, 3615 nt
Organism: Kalmanozyma brasiliensis GHG001
Lineage: Eukaryota; Fungi; Basidiomycota; Ustilaginomycetes; Ustilaginales
Product: Ribosomal protein S1, RNA-binding domain protein
Exons: 1
Coding region: 1-3615 (1204 amino acids)
Biological process (GO): mRNA splicing, via spliceosome; spliceosomal complex disassembly
Cellular component (GO): catalytic step 2 spliceosome; intracellular anatomical structure
Molecular function (GO): RNA helicase activity; RNA binding; ATP binding
Source: RefSeq, a predicted model, not a curated record
AUGGCGUCGUCCACGAAGGAUGAGCUCUACCAGCUCGAGCUCCUUUCUCUGACGGGCAAGAUCGCUACAGAGCUCCUCAACCACACCGGCAUCAACGAUCGCGUUCUUGCAGAGUUCAUCCUUUCGCUGCACGAUUCUGCUACCUCCGUCGCCGACUUCAAAUCCAAGCUCUCCGAAGUCGGAGCUGAGUUUCCCGACAGCUUUGUCACCAAUCUCGACCGCCUCAUCCUUCGAUUGCAUCCCAAACACAAGAAAUCAUCAGCGUCCGCGGCAGUCACCAACGGCAAGGCGGGCUCAUCUUCGCCUAGCGCCAAGGGUAAGGAGAAGGCAUCGCUCGAGGAUGAGGAGCGCGAACGCAAGACUCGCAUGUUCCCUGGGCUCGCCAUCAAGGAUCAGGAAUGGCAGUCCUCCGCCGAGGAGAAAGGUCGCAAUGCCGUCGAUGAUUUCAUGAAGGAGUUUGAGGACAUGGCCGCAGCAAAGCCCAGCUCGCGCACAAACGGUAACGGAAGGAAACCAGACUCUCGUUCGCCUCCAUCUACAUCCUCGAGAAACCGAUAUGACGAGGAUGACCGUGCAGCGUCCUCUUCUUCUUCCCGCAGAGGCCGGGACGACCGUCCGCCACCGCACCUAUCCCGCCCACCUCCCGACGACCGACCGCAGCUCUACAAGAUCUACGACGGAAAGGUCAGCAACUUGCGUGACUUUGGCGCCUUUGUCGGCCUCGAAGGGCUUCGUGGACGCUUCGAAGGAAUGGUACAUAUCGGCUCGAUCGCACCCAAUACGCGUGUCAACCAUCCGUCUGACCUUCUCUCUAGAGGUCAACGCGUCAAGGUCAAGGUCAUGUCCGUCGUCGGCGACCGCAUCGGUCUCUCCAUGAAGGACGUCGACCAAGCAACAGGACGAGAUCUCACGCCGCAUCUGCGCAUCAAGAGCGAGGCAGAGAUGGCAGAAGAGCGCGAACGGCAUGCUGCUCGUUCCGCCAGUGGCGCAAAUAGUGCACCACUAGGCGGCGCGAGAGGAGCGUCGAAUGGCAAUGGAGCUGGCAGCGGCAUCACAGUCAAGGAAGAUGGGCGCGGCAGAAGCAUCAAGCGACUCACUAGUCCUGAACGCUGGGAGCUGCGACAGCUCAUCGCCAGUGGUGUCGCCAAAGCCAGCGACUACCCAGAACUCAUGGAGGAGGAUCUGCGCACGCCCAACACCAAGCCAGGUGCCGACGAGGACGACGAGGAGCUCGACAUCGAAGUCAACGAGAAAGAAGCCCCUUUCCUCAAAGGCCAAACCAGCUCUUCGAUCGAGAUGUCGCCGGUCAAGAUCGUCAAGGCGCCCGACGGCACUCUCAACCGUGCUGCUAUGGCGGGUGCAACGCUCGCCAAGGAGCGCAGAGAACUGCGCAAGCAAGAAGCAGAAGAGGAGGCGGACGCAGAAACUGCCGACAUGACCUCGGGCUGGCUCGACCCCAUGGCGCAACAAGGCGACCGACAGUUCGCUCAGGAUCGAAGGGGCAACAUCCUCGGUCAGAAGGCGCAGGACCAACCCGCUUGGAAGAAGGAGACGUUCAACAAGGCGACAACGUUCGGUAGGAUCACCAGUCUUUCGAUGCAAGAACAACGUCAGAGCUUGCCCAUCUACAAGUUGCGCCAACAGCUGGUUCAAGCCAUCCGCGACAAUCAAGUGCUGAUCGUCGUCGGCGACACUGGCUCCGGCAAGACCACCCAGAUGACCCAGUACUUGGCCGAGGAGGGCUUCGCAGAUCGCGGCAAGAUCGGCUGUACGCAACCACGACGUGUAGCAGCCGUCAGUGUCGCCAAGCGUGUAGCGGAGGAGGUAGGAUGCAGAGUUGGACAGGAGGUCGGCUACACGAUCCGAUUCGAAGACUGCACCAGCCCGGAAACCAAGAUCAAGUACAUGACAGACGGUAUGCUGCAACGAGAGUGUCUCGUAGAUCCGGACGUGACCAACUACUCGGUGAUCAUGCUCGACGAGGCGCACGAACGCACCAUUGCUACCGACGUGCUUUUCGGUCUUCUCAAGAAGGCCCUCAAGCGGAGACCCGAUCUCAAGCUCAUCGUCACAUCAGCGACGCUCGAUGCGGAGAAGUUCUCGACCUACUUCUUUGGCUGUCCCAUCUUUACCAUCCCUGGUCGAACGUACCCCGUCGAGAUCCUGUACACCAAGGAGCCCGAGCCGGACUAUCUGGAUGCAGCACUGAUCACGGUGAUGCAGAUCCAUCUUUCGGAGCCGACAGGUGACAUCUUGGUCUUCCUCACGGGUCAGGAAGAGAUUGACACGAGUUGCGAGAUCCUCUUCGAGCGCAUGAAGGCGUUAGGUCCCAGCGUGCCGGAGCUCAUCAUCCUGCCCGUCUACUCUGCGCUGCCGUCGGAGAUGCAGACCAAAAUUUUCGAGCCGACCCCCGCUGGAUCGCGAAAGGUGAUCCUUGCGACCAACAUUGCCGAGACUAGUAUCACGAUCGACGGUAUCUACUACGUCGUCGAUCCGGGCUUUGUCAAGCAGAACGCAUACGAUCCGAAGCUGGGCAUGGACUCGCUGGUGGUGACGCCCAUCUCGCAGGCGCAGGCGAGGCAGCGUUCUGGCCGAGCUGGCCGCACCGGGCCAGGCAAGUGCUACCGCCUGUACACGGAAGCAGCGUACCGAAACGAGAUGCUGCCCAACUCGAUCCCGGACAUCCAGCGACAGAAUCUCGCAUCGACCAUCUUAGCGCUGAAGGCGAUGGGCAUCAACGACCUGGUCAACUUUGACUUUAUGGACCCACCACCGGCCCAGACGCUGCUGACGGCGCUCGAGUCGCUCUAUGCGCUUUCCGCUUUGGACGAUGAGGGCCUGUUGACGCGACUCGGACGAAAGAUGGCCGACUUCCCCAUGGAGCCUAUGAUGUCCAAGAUGCUCAUCGCGUCGGUCGAUCUUGGGUGUUCCGAGGAGAUGCUUUCGAUCGUCGCCAUGCUGUCGGUGCAGAACGUGUUCUACCGACCCAAGGACAAGCAGACGCAGGCGGAUGCCAAGAAGGCCAAGUUCUUCCAACCCGAGGGCGACCACCUGACGCUGCUGACCGUGUACAACGGGUGGGCGGCGAGCAAGUUCAGCAUGCCAUGGUGCAUGGACAACUUUGUGCAGGGACGAUCGCUGCGUCGGGCGCAGGACGUUCGCAAGCAGCUGGUGGGUAUCAUGGACCGCUACAGCCACGACAUUGUUUCGUGCGGCAAGAACUACAAUCGCGUCCGCAAAGCCAUCUGCUCGGGCUACUUUAGGAAUGCCGCCAAAAAGGACCCGCAGGAAGGAUACAAGUCGCUGGCGGAAUCGGGGGGCACAGUCUACAUCCAUCCGAGCUCAGCACUGUUCAACCGCGCACCCGAGUACUGCGUCUACCACGAAGUGGUGCUGACGACGCGCGAGUACAUGCGCGAGGUGACGGCGAUCGAGCCCAAGUGGCUCGUCGAGGUGGCACCGAGGUUCUUCCGUCCCGCCGACGCGAUGAACAUCAGCAAGCGCAAGAGGCAGGAGAAGAUCGCUCCGCUCUUCGACAAGUUUGCCAAGCACCAGGACGAGUGGCGGCUGAGCAAGGUGAAGCGCGUCGGCAAGAGUUCGCAGACGUUUGGCUGA